CCGGAAGGCGCCGCGCUCCCUCCCGGCCGCUGAGUGGCGGCGGCGCGUCACGUGUGCGCGGCCGGGCCGGGCCGAGCCGAGCCGAGCCGAGCCGGGCCGGGCUGGGCUGAGGCGGGAGGCGGCGGCGGAUUGCACGGCACUGCCCCGGGGCGAGGCGCGGAGCGGCGGUGCGACAUGUCCCACCAGACCGGGAUCCAAGCUAGUGGAAGUGUUAAAGAUACCUUUGUUGGAGCAAGAAAUGGACAAUACAGGCUUUUAAAAAUAGUCAUUGACAAUGAGCAGCUUAUUGUGGGAUCCUCUAGGCGGCCAGUUGGAUCAUGGGAAAAGGAUUAUGAUGCCUUUGUCCUUCCCCUUCUUGAAGACAAGCAACCAUGUUAUAUAUUAUACAGAUUAGAUUCUCAGAAUGCUCAAGGAUAUGAAUGGAUCUUCAUUGCGUGGUCACCUGAUCAUUCUCCUGUUCGUCAAAAAAUGUUGUAUGCAGCAACGCGAGCAACACUUAAGAAAGAAUUUGGAGGUGGUCAUAUUAAGGAUGAAGUAUUUGGAACUGUACAGGAUGAUGUUUCACUGAAUGGAUAUAAAAAAUAUUUGAUAUCGCAGUCCUCCCCUGCACCUCUGACUGCAGCAGAAGAGGAACUUCGACAAAUUAAGAUUAACGAGGUACAGACGGACGUUGGUGUAGAUACCAAGCAUCAAACAUUGCAAGGAGUAGCAUUCCCCAUUGCAAAAGAAGCUAUUCAGGCUUUGGAGAAAUUGAAAAAUAAGAAACUGAAUUAUGUACAACUGCAAAUUGAUAUGAAAAAUGAAACUAUUAUUUUGGCCAACACGCUUCAUACUGAACUUAAGGACUUGCCAAAAAGAAUUCCAAAGGAUGCUGCGCGUUACCACUUUUUCCUGUAUAAGCAUGCCCAUGAAGGAGACUAUUUGGAAUCCAUAGUUUUCAUCUACUCUAUGCCAGGAUAUACCUGUAGUAUACGAGAACGAAUGCUCUACUCUAGUUGCAAAAGUCCGCUGUUAGAAAUUGUAGAAAGACAGCUGUGGAUGCAGAUAAUUAGAAAGAUUGAAAUAGAUAAUGGUGAUGAGUUAACUGCUGACUUUCUUUAUGAAGAGGUUCAUCCAAAACAACAUGCUCACAAACAAAGUUUUGCUAAACCGAAAGGUCCUGCGGGGAAGAGGGGAAUACGAAGACUGAUUAGAGGUCCAGCAGAGACUGAAACACCGAGUGAUUAGAAACUGUUGUUUGCAUUUGUUAUAAAGUAUUACAGUAAGAAAUUAAAUUCUGGCUUUUGGUGAUGAACUGAAAUCAUUCCAUUCAUAGAUGCUAGGGAAAAAAAAAAGGCUCUUUUUACUCUUCUGUCUUCUGACCUCAACACUUUUUAUAUUGUUACAUGAUUAUAUUUGUUGACCGUGUUUUAUAACAUGUGGAAGAGCUAAUUAUUGUAAAGCUAAAAGAGGAAGACUAAGCUAGUACCCCUUUAUUUUAAAUUAGAAUCCAUUAUUUAAUAGCUGUACAUGUGAUCAUAAACUUUGCAGACAUAAGACUGUGGCCCGUGUAUUUUGUGGGUAAGUUGCAGCUCUGUACCUAGAGAACAGACCUGUCGUCUUAGGAGUAGCCUGUUGAAACCCGUGAGACUUUCCACGUGAGAAGAGCUGAAGGACUAUACAGCAUUGUCUCAGAUAAAUCCUUAGUUUUCCUUGUAGCUCUUAUGGACAAUAGUACUAUAGAAGUUUUUGCCAUGGUGCAUUGUUGGGUUUUGUUGUUGUUUGGUUUGGUUUUGUUUGGGGUUUUGUUUUUUUUUUUGUAAUAGAAAAGAUAAACUCAAAUCCGUUAUCCAUCAAUUAAUGCAAGUGUUCAGGAACAGCUGGAUAUUUUCCCAUGCAAAAGCAUGCUCAUUUCAAAUUUAUAACUAAUUUCAUGGAAUUAUCUUUUAAAGAAAUAUGACAUAAAACCACUAAAGCUUUUCCAGACUUCUAUACCACUCAUCCGCCUUACAUAUUAAGUACUGAAUGACCAAGUAAAAGGUGAUUAAAAGUGCAUGAGUUAGUAUACUCAGUAGAUUAUGGAGCUGCUUUUGAAGCAAUAUGCUUAAAGUUUCUAAUAAAUAAUUGAUUAUCUAUGCACUUGGAUCUAAAACUGUGUAAGUUCAGUAAAAAUGGAAAUAGACUUGCUUCAUAAUGGUGAGUUAUUCUUGAGAUUCUAGUGUGUUAGCAGUAUCAACUGCAGUUUUAACUUUCAAAGUAUUUUGAAAAUGACUUUUCCUGAACGUUUGAACUUUAAUAGUAACUUAAAUCUGUAACAAAAUCCAACUAGGUCUUGAAUAACUGCUGGCAGCACCUGGUUAGGAUUUUUUCUUUUUUUUUUUUUUUUCUUUUUUCCCCUCCCUCUUCCCUUCUCCAAAAUACUAAAAUCACCCAGAAUAGUCUAAACUUGAUUGAACCAUGAGUAAUGUGUUUAAUAGGAAGAAGAAAAUUAGAUUAUUUUAAUAAGUGGAUUAAAAAAGCAUUAGAUGUGGAAAUCAAGUAUUGGAUGACCGUAAAUAUUUAAAAUUGUGUAAUGAGGCAAAUACUAGCGGAGAGAUUAUAUUCCCCAGUGGGGACUUGCUUUUUAGUGUCUUGUAUAUGAGCUUUGUGUUCUUUGAAAUUUUUUUUUUUAAAGCUACAUGGGAGUUGGCAAGUCUUGGUUCACAGCGUAUUAUCAUAGAUGCUGGGUGUACACAUUAUAGAGCUGAAUCACGUGUUUACCUGGUGGAAGACAGAUUUUAACCUAGUUUUGUAGGGAAAUAAUGCUUUGACACUACUUAGCUCCUGAUAAAAUUUGUUUUAUCUUCUAUAUUUUUUUGUUUGGAGAUACUAGCUUGUUAUUGACGUCUGGGAUUGCACUACAUAAUGUGAAGAUUGGAAUAGUUUUGGGUUUACUGUGGUUUUUUCUACGCUGUAGAAAUUUGACACCUCACCUUUUUUCAUUUAAUCUGAUACACUACAUCACUCCAAUUCAAUAGCUCUUGAUCCUCAGCUAAUCUGCUUGCCCUUAGCUACUGUGUUCUUUUUCUGCCUCUUGCCUUCUCCCUCUAGGGCAAGGAGCUGCCCUUUGGAGUGUUUCGUUUAUGAAGUACCUGUCAGGCAAAUGUCAUUGUGUUUUUAAACAUGAUUAAUGUGUGCACAGCUCAUUGUUCACCGUAAUUAAAUGUAUUUUUAGUUGAACUCAAUCUUUUCAGCACACCCACUUCACUUUGGUUUGGUUUUUGGUUUGUUUGUUUGUUUGUUUGUUUUGUUUUGUUUUUUAAAGGGAAACCUUUGAAUGUAGCAGUUAAAAAUUACUGCUGGAGGGUUUUUUGUUUGAAUUUAGUAUUCCUGCCCACGCGUCAGCCAUACCGAGAGUGCACAUACAUUUUUACGCUUAUUUGAGCCAGUAAAGAAGUUCAGCUUUUUGAUACCAAAUGUUUUAAAUAAUGAAGAGUUUGACCUGUUACGGUUAUGUGCAUGUUGUGUUUUGUUUCGUGUUUUUUUUUUUUUUCCCUAAUCCUGACCUAGGCAGAUGAGGAUAGGAGGUAGAAAGCUUAAUCUGGAGGAUGCUGAGAGCUGGUUAAGUGAUUAUGUGAGGGUCUUUAUAAUGAGCUGCUUUAGAGUUUGGCCCAAACCAGGCAUUGUAAAUUCUCUUCCUUCAAAAUAUUCUAUGUGGGUGUACAAACCCCCGACCAGCCAGCAGAAAGUCAUGUCCUGAGCUUAUUUCCCCCUCGCCUUUCCCCGAGGAGAUAACCGUGUGAAGUCUUGCGCUGCCGACUGCCCCUCCAGGCCUCUCGUAGCUGUUCUCCUGACAUAGCAAUAAGAAGCAUCUGAUGUUUUUGGAAAAUCUGUCACGUUUACAUCUGCGUAGUUGCCUCACAUAACACUACUGCUGUUAAUGAAUGUUCAGAGCCAGCACAAAAUGAGGGCAUUAAUGAAAGUUAUUCCUUAACUGUCUCUGGUCAUUUAAUAAUUGAAAGUGUCCGUUCAAAUUAUUGUUGGCCUUCAUAAAGCCCAAAAGCAAUGCAGCUGCUUGCACUUAACUCACAAGCUAUUAAAUAGUUAAUUAAAAUGACAGGUAAUUAUUUUUGAAAUGUUUCUGUUGCAAGGUAGGAAGUAUUUGAUCUUUUAAAACACUCCUAUCAGAGGUUUGUAAAACUAAUCAAGGUAAUAAUUGCUCUAUUACUUGGAUAAACACAUUGAUAAAGGAAACUUUGGAUUUACGGUGUCUAUAUAUUCAAUGAAAACCACCUUCAGAUGCUAAAAUUAACUAAGUUUACCUUAUCUAUUUUGUAAUUUACUUUAUAAAUAAAGAUUGAUGCUUUA
Messenger RNA from Chroicocephalus ridibundus (black-headed gull), 4326 nucleotides. RefSeq names its product twinfilin actin binding protein 1 (gene TWF1). The transcript has 9 exons. The coding region runs from base 175 to 1227 and encodes 350 amino acids. Gene Ontology annotation, biological process: regulation of lamellipodium assembly; barbed-end actin filament capping; positive regulation of neuron projection development. NCBI's taxonomy places the organism in Eukaryota, Metazoa, Chordata, Aves, Charadriiformes, Laridae. The record is from RefSeq and is a predicted model, not a curated record. Gene Ontology annotation, molecular function: actin monomer binding; actin filament binding. Gene Ontology annotation, cellular component: actin filament; cytoplasm; myofibril.